Copidosoma floridanum is the source of this 1290-nucleotide messenger RNA. Its product is annotated as F-box only protein 39. Lineage: Eukaryota; Metazoa; Arthropoda; Insecta; Hymenoptera; Encyrtidae. Gene Ontology annotation, molecular function: protein binding. The record is from RefSeq and is a predicted model, not a curated record. Gene Ontology annotation, biological process: positive regulation of protein ubiquitination.
AUGUGGGAACAGCUGCCGGAGUUGAUCCUCAUCCAAAUCUUUGGCUACCUGGAGCGCCGGGACAGGGUGAGCGUGGCCCGGGUCUGCCCCCACUGGGCUCGCUGUCUCGCCUCACCCUGUCUCUGGCGACGCUGCAAAGUCAACAUCGAUCGGGACCUCGGCUUUGGCGACCUUCUCGCCGUUGAGCUUGCGAUAAAUUAUGGGAAACACAUGCGCAGCCUCGAGCUCGCCUGGUCGCGACCUUACAACGGCAGCUCGUGCAAUCAAGAGAGGCGAGUAUCCCGCUGCUGCGAGCAGGUGGACGCCGGCUCGGACUUUGUUGGCCUCGUGCUGGCUCAGGGGGUACAGCUCACGGAGAUCGUACUUACCGACUGGGCAUACGGACGCAAGUGGGGCAACUGCGCCCAGCUGCUCUUCCAACUGGCGAAUCUGCUGGCGGGCCAACAGAAUCUGAAAACCUUGAGCCUGAUCAAUGCGAACCUUAGCCUGGCGGACGCCUUAAGGUUGCUCGCUGUCGUAGCAAAGGUGAGCGGAGCUCGGCUCGAGUCGUUAGACCUACAGGGCGCCUUCAAGGAGUGGCUGACCCCGUACAGCAGCUCGAGGUACUUGAAGCUGCUCGGGCGCCUGGAAAACCUUUCGCACCUGAGUUUGGAUUACCCGGCGUUGUCGGACGCCGCACUGGGUGCCCUGGCACGCGGGGCGGCGAAAAACCUGCUCACCCUGCACGUGUUCGUGCGAGACUCCGACUCGAGGCAGCACCGUAUCGGCAACUCGGCAUGGCACGCCCUCGUCGACGCUUGUCCCCACCUCGCCGUCUCCUACACCAUCAUCAAUAUACCGCAUCACGAGGACAUGAGCUACCUGCUGCUGCCUAGCGUGCCGCUCGCCAAAUUCCAGAUGUACGGAGGCCACGUCUGGGACCAGAGCCGAUCGCGCAAUUUUCGCGCCACCGUCGGGCUUCUGAUCAAUCAGUACACCGAGACUCUGGCCGAGGUAAUGCUUCAGUUGAGGAACAAUCGGGAGAUGCUGGACGACCUGAUAGUGUCCCUCCUGACGCGCUGUAAGCACCUCAAGCACGUGCAGUACGACGGAAUCGUACGGAACCUCGAGACGAUUCGUGACAUUUGCCAACUGCAAGCGGAUCGAAAGACGCGUGAGCGAGUCUCGAUCCACGUCAAGCCGAAAAACGUCAGCUUGAGAAACCGGGCGCUCCUGCAGAGCAUCGAUCAUCAGUUCGGUCGAAAGAUGCACGACGGAGGAAUCGAGUUGCGCAUCGAAAAUUCCCUCUAA